Messenger RNA from Striga asiatica, 1551 nucleotides. The record is from the annotation of a GenBank genome assembly. Lineage: Eukaryota; Viridiplantae; Streptophyta; Magnoliopsida; Lamiales; Orobanchaceae.
AUGAGCAUAUGCUUUUGCUCAAUCUCUAAGCCUUCGUUUCUGAGUGGCGAGCACUAUUUCAUCUCCCGAUUGGCUACAAACCCUAGGACUUUCACCAAGCCCGUUCAGUUAUGCGGUGUUCGAGCUCAUGGCAAAGGUCCUAGUUUUAAGGCGGCAUAUAACGACGGAGUCGGAGUUAUUUUCCCCGACGACGCCGUUUCUGAUCGGACCGCCGCGCUUGAUGCUGAGCCGGAGGCUGAAGCUCAUGGCAUGACCAACACAGCCGCUAGCCCCACAAUUGAAGAAUCUCCGGAAGGCAGAAAUCAGAUUCGGGCAAAAAAAUCACAAGCGAAGGGAGGAAAUGAAGAGGAAAUUGAGGGUGAAAGGCGGAAAGGCUAUACAGAUGGUGGCUUUGACAUAGAGGAAUCACUUAGUGAAUUAGAGCAGCUAGCCGAUACAGCUGGUUUACGUAUUGUUGGCACUACUUAUCAAAAACUUGCUACACUGAAUCCCAGGACAUAUAUAGGAUCAGGGAAGGUUGCUGAAAUUAAGAGCGCAAUACAUGCAUUUGAUGUGGAGACUGUGAUUUUUGACGACGAACUUUCCCCUGGACAACUGCGGAACUUGGAGAAAGCCUUUGGUGGAGAUGUUAGGGUGUGUGACCGUACUGCUCUAAUCCUGGAUAUCUUCAACCAGCGAGCAGCCACCCGUGAAGCUUCUUUGCAGGUGUCGCUGGCUCAGAUGGAAUAUCAACUACCUCGGCUAACGAGAAUGUGGACCCACCUUGAGCGCCAGGCUGGAGGACAGGUGAAGGGUAUGGGUGAGAAACAAAUUGAGGUUGAUAAACGUAUCUUAACUGAUCAGAUUGCUGCUCUCAAGAAAGAGAUAGAGACUGUCCGUAAACAUCGCAAGCAGUACAGAAACCAACGUUCUGCUGUGCCAGUCCCAGUUGUGUCUUUGGUUGGGUACACAAAUGCUGGAAAGAGUACACUUUUGAAUCGAUUGACUGGAGCUCACGUUCUUGCUGAGGACAAACUAUUUGCUACACUUGAUCCUACUACAAGAAGAGUGCAGGCAAAAAUAGGUCUUCACUUGCAUUCCUUUGCGGUAGCUGCUUUUAGGGCAACUCUUGAAGAAAUAUCCGAGUCAUCACUUCUGGUGCAUGUUGUGGAUAUUAGCCAUCCACUGGCAGAACAACAAAUAGAAGCCGUUGACAAAGUUCUUGCAGAGCUUGAUACAUCUUCCAUUCCAAAAUUAAUCGUUUGGAACAAGGUUGAUAAUGCACGGGACCCUGAAAAAAUCAGGUCCGAAGCCAAGAAAACCGCAGAUGUCGUAUGCAUAUCUGCUUUAACUGGUGAAGGGCUAGAUGAUUUCUGCAAUGCAGUUCAAGAAAAGCUAAGGGAUAUGAUGGUGUGGGUGGAAGCUCUGAUUCCCUUUGAGAAAGGGGAACUCCUGAGCACCAUACAUCAUGUUGGCAUGGUUGAAAAAACAGUAGGAAUGUAUCCUUGGACACUAAGCUUUGCAUUAGUCAAGGACCAUGGACUUACAGGUAGUUCAUUUAUUCUUUUCUAG